AUGGAAGUUCCAUCAUUCUCUACUUCUAUUUAAUACCUUAACCUACAUAGUAACUAACAUACAUGUACAACUUACCGAACCAAAUCUCGUUGGUUGCCUUGUCAAGUCAUAUAUUAUAUAUCUUUACAAAUACCUAACUUCGUAUCUCUAUCAUCUUCACAACUUUCAAUUCCGCUUGGGAAGCUUAUGCGCUCCAUGGUUACGGAGGCGUAAAUCUACGGAUCCCCCGGUAUCCGGUUUGUUCCAAUACAGAAUAGUCGACUUGACCAGCACUAAAAGUCGGGAUGGAGGCUAUAGCCUCCAUGUGCCUUGGGCCUCCAACCGAGUCGGGGGCAGGAUCAGGGUCAACUGCGGUGAUCGCAACAUCCGUCGUGACCACAGUUGCACUUAUCUCGCUCGCUCGAUUCACGUUAUGGCCUGAGAAGCGCGCUGUCAUACCCGGUCCUCUGACGACUAGCUUGCCUAAGCUUUCCCAGGCUGCUCGCUCUGAAAUUCCCUAUCAACCAGAUGCGUUCCCGGGCGCCAGAGAUGUAGUCACGCCGUAUGGCAAUAUCCGCGUAUAUGAAUUUGGACCAGAAGACGGCCGUAAAGUUUUGUUCCUUCACGGGAUCAGCACUUCGUGCAUGACUCUUAAAGGCAUCGCCGUGCCGCUUGCUGAGAAGGGAUGCCGUGUCAUGCUUUUUGACCUGUUUGGGCGAGGCUUUAGCGAUGCGCCUGCUGAUGUACCCUACGACACAAGGCUGUUUGUCACUCAGAUAUUGCUCGUAUUAGCAUCUUCCCCAUUAUCAUGGACUGGAGAGAACGGUUUGAGCAUCAUUGGGUACUCUCUCGGCGGCGGUAUCGCCGCUAAUUUCGCUGCCACCUUCCCCCACAUGGUCGAGUCUCUUGUACUUCUAGCACCCGCCGGACUUAUUCGCGCGGAGAAUUUCGGCCGUGCGAGCCGGCUCGUUUUCACGUCCGGUAUUAUACCCGAGCGCCUUCUUGCGUGGCUUACUAAACGUCGUUUACGACAGCCCAUCGCCAAGUCCGUGUCUAAAAAAGUCCGGAAGUCCAUUAACGGCGUAGUUCCAAAAAGCCCCCUUCAGAGUGAAACCAAAGAGGAUUAUGUGGACGUCGCCGUGCAAGAAGCGGUAGAUCCUGUUGAGGGGGAAGUGCCUCCAACACCAUUUGAGCGCCAAGUACUCGGUUAUGUGCAUUGGGCCCUUGACUUCCACUACGGCUUCGUGCAGGCUUUCAUGUCAACGAUCCGAUACGGUCCGCUAAUGGAACAGCAUGGAUACUGGCGACAGCUAGCUAAGCGGAAGCCCGGGACUACGGCGGUAAUCCUCGCCAAAGACGAUAGCCUUAUCCCGAAGGACGACUACGCCGAAGAUGCCCUCCCACUUCUCGGCGGGGAGGACAACGUGUACUGGCGCGUCGUACCUGGCUCGCACAACUUCCCCUUUACACACGCGACAGAGGCGCUGGAGCGCAUUUACGAAUUCUGGAGCAUCGAAUGAAGCCAAAGAUACGGGAGACCUUCUGUUCAAGUAGCCAGCCAGCAUAGAUAGAUCACUAGAAUCCCUUUUGUUUUCAGCUGAUAUACCACAGUUAGUUACGACGACCACGCCGGGAACGAUGGGGUUUUAUGUAGAAGAAUAUAUUAUUUAGAACAGCAUAUAAUUACAAAUUCGAUUACAAGCCAGUUAAUUAAAACCA
Molecule: messenger RNA, 1698 nt
Organism: Daldinia decipiens
Lineage: Eukaryota; Fungi; Ascomycota; Sordariomycetes; Xylariales; Hypoxylaceae
Product: alpha/beta-hydrolase
Exons: 3
Coding region: 285-1499 (404 amino acids)
Source: RefSeq, a predicted model, not a curated record